AGUUGCGGUUGAGGUGUCGUACGUGUUGGGCACAACGUAAAAAACGCUAUACAGCAGCGAGCUCUGACAAAAUUCCGAACUACUUGGAUUGUGUUUUUGUUUUGUAGUGCGUUUGCAGGCAGAACUAUCAAAAAGCUAACGGUAUUUCGCAGAGCGUCGGGUCUGAAGUAACUUUUCCCCACUAUUUUUCCUACUAACAAAAACAAUUUAAAUAAAACAGUGCUCAAAAGUAAAAGCAUAGUUGGCAAAGCGAACAUAGUGCAAAUAUUUGAAAGUGUCUGUGUGUUAGUGCAACUCUGUUUGCAUUGUAAAUGAGUGCAACUCCUGUCAAAGGAGCUUCGCGCAUAAAAAGCGCUACACCGUGAAAAGUAAACAACGGUGGAAAGUGAAAUGUUUUGAAAUUUGAAUUCAAACUAGCCGAGGACACGCGCCGCCGAGCGCAGCAGGACCGACGGACAGGCGGCGAAGUGCGCGCUGUUCCACUUAUGCUCGUCAGCAAGGAGGUCGUGAAACGCGACUUGUUAAUGCAGAGAUACGAAGCAAACAGCGACAGUUUAAUAAGCACUAAAAAAUAUACAUAUCUAUAACACAUACAACAACAAAAAAUCAGCAAAACUGAUUGAAACGUGACAACAAUUCAAAAAGCCUAAUAAAACUGCCCCACAGAACAAAGCAGCACUAUAAAUUAAACAACAACAACGUGCAAGUAUUCAAAAACAAUAAAAAUAACAAAAAUUAUAAAAUUAUUUUAUUAUAAACAGCGAGAGAAUAACAAUUUGCUACCAGCCAGCCAGCUUCAACGUAGCAUAACUCAAAAACGCCACAAAAAAAAUAAACAUUCGCAAAGAAAAAUUAAAAAAAGCAAAAAAAAAAUACAUUAAAAAGCAUUGAAUACCAGCACACUGUCAACAACGCUGUGAAACGGUCAUGCAUGAUUUGUGUAUCACCAUUGUGGAGGAGCAUACGAAACGAGUUUGUCGAAAUUUCGCAUUGACGCACACGCGUCGGCGCACCAUCACCAUUGAGGAGGAGGAGGCGCCAUCCAGGCCACAACAAAAACAACAACAGCCGCAGCAGAGACAGCAAAAGGCGCAGUCGCUGCCACCAAUAUCGAAGUUAAACGCCAAAACAACAACGACCACAACCACAACAACCACGAAAGGUCCCAACACCACCACCAACAAACGCAUCACACGCGAGUACGUGCUGCCCAGCUCCACGCUCAGUGAGUCUACUUCUGUGACCGUAGCAGUGCCCACAAAUUCGUGUAUCAAAGUGUGGGCCGAGGAGGACAAAGAUCAGAACUUGUUGUUGCACAUUAGAAAGCAGCGCAGCGAUAAGCCUGGCGAGCGGGCGCAGCAGCGCAGCAUUUGAUAUACAGACUGCGAGCGACCUGCUGGGAAGGCGCAGCCGCAGAAGGGCUAUAAGUUGGUGAUCGAUUUGGAUUGAAGCGCCAUUUACGGCAACAAAAUUGUUUAAGUGCAAUAUCAGAUUAAUCUGAAAUUCUAAAAGAUUACCCACAACCACAAACUUUUGGAUCACAUACUAAUUUUAACAACACAUCACUUGUAACUUCGAUACACUCAAUGCAUCCCGCUAACUGCGCUUAAUAAUUUGUGCUAAUAACAAAAAAUCUGUGAACACCAUUUUCCAAACGAACAUGCACAUAGCCAGCAGUGAGCUGCAGGAAGAGGAAGAAAAGCUAGAAUUACCACUUAAAGAAAAAGAAAAUCUUCGAGCUAAUAUAACAAAAAUGAUCGCUGAUACCCAACCGGAGGUGAACAGCUCGAAGCCCAGUGCGCGCUUCUGCAUCUCGCGCAGCCAAGAGGAAGAAUCCAAGCCCACACUUUUGGAGGUUGAAACUCCCACGCACUUCGGGCGUACUUCACCACUGCUCUCCACCAAUCUACGCAGCUACGAUGCCGGCAAAGCUGACGUCUGCGGCGCCACCAAUAAUACCAUACCGCGCACCACAAAUCUGCGCUUGAAAUUUCGCAAAAGCCACACUUGUGGCAGCCUUUUUGCCAACUGCAAUUGCAGCAGUCCACCAGUAAUGCCGCCCCCCAUACACACAGCCGUCAGCGGUAGCAGCAGCAGCAGUACGUCACAAAAUUUGAAUACGCAACGCUCCAGUUAUGCCGCCGCGCCUUGCAUGUUCAAUUUUUCGAUAUCACCCACGAACGCGGACCUCUCCAGUCACAGCGUCUCCACGCAGCACACAUCGAGCGGCUUCUAUUCGCUCUCCGCGCAAACAUCGUCUGCUACAUCGGCGCAACUAUCGCGCGAUGAGAGCAUGAAUGUCAGCUUCGAUUGGUGCGGCAGCCAAGGAGAGGGGCGUUCGAAUAGUCUCGACAGCGGUGUUAGUGCUAGCGGUGGACAGUCAGCAACACUGCCGCAUCGCAAGCACAGUCCAGUCAGUUUUCGGCUAGCAAGCGUUACGGAGAACGAGCACGCUUCAACAGAGCAAACGCGCACCGCCACAGCGAAGUCAUUACAAGUGCCGGGUACUACUACAAUUGUAGACACUGCUGUAGUUGCGCCGGUUGUCACAGCACCGAUCUCACCGACCACAACGCGUAAAAACGAACGCAAAGCCAAACGGUUCUUUCAGUCCUAUUCACAUCCAGAUACGGAUUACAUCUUCACCGAUGCGAAUAAGAAACCGUCGCGUGAGUCACUCAUACAGAUACAUGUGCAACACCAGCAAGAACCGGUCAUAAAAACACGUGACGGUAAAUUAGAAUUUAAACAACCGAAACGUUCGUCCUCACCGAAUAUCGGGCAAUACCAAGUGUUGGACGUGGCUGUGCACCCUGACAUCCUUGUAAAAAUUUCACCAAAACAUUCGCCAGUACCGGGUUCGCACUACCAAACGCAAUCAACACAAAGUACACCGCGUUCGGCACAGCAACGUCGUCGCUUAUUACAACGAUCACACGAAAUUGACUCGGGCGGUUCGACAUCGGAGUCCGAGAAGAACUUUGAGUCGCCACCGGUAGGCAAUGCAACGGACUUAAAAUUACAAUUCGGCAAGGAAAACACUAGACAAGCGACAGAGAAAUUGGCGAGUCCAAUCAAAUCGAAAGCUCUGGUUGAGGACGCAAGUUUCGAUGCAGCGCAGAAAUACUUUGCGGAGAGUGGUAUUCUAGGACCGAUUAACACAGCUAGUCCGCUGAUAAGGAAGACUUCAAAAAUAUUACAGGAUACCAAUGUACAUGAGCAGAUUCGUAAAACGUCAAUGAUAUUGCGUGCCAACGGCGGCAUUAACAGCAGCAAUAACGCAAACAGUAACUACAGCAACACAUCAACAACAACGACAGCAGCAGCAGCAACAGCGACGCCAAAGCUACACUCACCAUCGUCACCGAAAUCGAAAGCACUGCUAUUAGGCGCCUCUUUAGCGGUAGUACCCGUGGAGAAACCCAAAAUUCACACAAUCGAUGAGCACAGCUACAGCAAGCAUAAUAACUGUAAUACACAGUAUAAUGUCUACAGCAUGGAGAGGCCCACACCAUUAACCUAUACCAACAAUAACAGCAGCAGCAGCAGCAAGAACACAAACGGCGUGAGUAAACCACAAUCCCCGCACACCAUGGCGACCACUUGUGGCUUCAGUCCCAACGUGACGACAAAGAGUUGCAACGUCACUGACGAUCGCGAUGCACAAAUCAAGAGUAUGCAAGGCGAAAUUGUCUCACUGAAAGAUGUCAUAAAAGCACGCGAUGCAGAAAUCGCCAAGCUACGCAGGGAAAUACACAAAUUGAAGAGCGUUCUCCAGCAAACAGCCAAUCCGUUACCCAUAGCCAUCGCUGAUCUGCCGCCAUCGCCCACAACACACACGCCUUUGCCCAAUAACUUUCUGCUCGCCAGUUCAAAUCAAAUUUGCACCCUCUGCAAGAAGAACUUUGAAGUGGACGCCAGUUCAAACCCGCGCAUAGGACAACUCACGCCGGAAAACAGCAAUUCAGUCGAAUCGAAUAGCAGUGAUGCAACUAACGCCGGUAACAUCACUGUAACCUGUGCACUGGCCAAUAAUGCCAACAAUGGCGACAAUAAUCAGCCGGUGGAGAUCGCCUUGGAUGCGGCUGCCGCACAAACGGCUACCGAGGCGGCGGCCACUGCGCUCCCCAGCAACGGGUUGAAGGCGACGCUGCUGCCAAUGGCAACACACCAGCAAGCGCCAGUGCUCAAGAAACAGGGUGUCUCCGGUGAGAGUUGUGAGACGUCGAUGCAGCAAUCGUUUAAUAUACCGAUACCGAAAUUUGAGAAGGAUUUCAGCUCCAAGCAACUCAUCAAGGACGCCAUUAUGGAUAACGACUUCCUCAAAAACAUCGAUGCGUCACAAGUGCGCGAGCUGGUGGAAUCCAUGUAUCCUCUCUCCAUCAGCAAAGGAGAAUUUGUGGUGCGCGAGGGUGAGGUGGGCGCUCAUCUAUACGUCUCGGCUGAAGGUGAAUUUGAAGUGGUCAAAGGUGGCAUUGUACUGAGUGUUAUGGGACCUGGUAAAGCUUUCGGCGAGCUAGCCAUUCUCUACAAUUGCACGCGCACAGCAUCUAUACGCGUCCUAUCGGACGCACGCGUCUGGGUGCUCGAUCGGCGGGUCUUCCAACAGAUCAUGAUGCGUACUGGCAUACAACGCAUUGAAAAUAGCGUGAACUUCCUGAAGUCGGUGCCGCUUCUAAAGAAUCUCAGCAUGGAGGUGUUGGCGCAAAUCGCCGAUGUGCUGGAAGUGGAAUUCUAUCCAGCCGGUACUUACAUAAUACGUCAAGGCGCCAGCGGUGACACUUUCUUCCUCAUCUCCCAAGGUAGCGUUAAGGUUACACAAAAAUUAACGCCUACCUCGGAGGAGAAGGAGAUCCGUACGCUGGAACGGGGCGAUUAUUUUGGUGAGCAGGCUCUCAUCAAUGAGGAUAAACGAACAGCGAAUAUUAUCGCUAUGGCGCCGGGCGUUGAAUGUCUGACGUUGGAUCGUGAUUCAUUCACACAGUUAAUUGGUGAUUUAUGCGAGUUAAAAGAGAAGAACUAUGGAGAUGAAAAUCGUGUGCUGGCCAUGAAGUAUGCUGAGAAGACGAAGGAGAUUUUCGGCGCUAAUGUUGAGCAAGAGUUCCCUGAGAUGAAGCUCACCGAUUUGGAGGUUGUCGCUACACUCGGCAUUGGCGGUUUCGGCCGCGUUGAACUUGUCAAAGCUUAUCGCGAGAAUAGAGUUGACACAUUUGCACUCAAAUGCCUCAAAAAGAAGCAUAUUGUCGAUACCAAACAGGAAGAGCAUGUCUUCAGUGAACGCACCAUUAUGCUAACGUGCGAUUCACCUUUCAUUUGUCGUCUCUAUCGCACAUUCCGUGAUGAAAAGUAUGUGUACAUGCUGCUCGAAGCAUGCAUGGGCGGCGAGAUUUGGACGAUGUUGCGUGAUCGUGGCUGUUUCGAUGAUAACGCGACACAAUUCAUCAUCGGCUGCGUUUUGCAGGCAUUCGAGUAUUUGCAUGCGCGUGGUAUUAUUUACAGAGAUCUCAAGCCAGAGAAUCUAAUGUUGGACGAGAGAGGUUAUGUGAAGUUGGUGGACUUUGGUUUUGCAAAAUAUAUUGGCAAUAGCAGCAAGACUUGGACAUUCUGUGGCACACCGGAGUACGUGGCACCAGAAAUUAUUCUAAACAAGGGACACGAUCGUGCGGUCGACUAUUGGGCUUUGGGUAUACUCAUACAUGAGUUGCUCAAUGGCACUCCUCCCUUCACCGCCACUGAUCCCAUGAAAACGUAUAACAUCAUUCUGAAAGGUAUUGAUAUGAUCGCCUUCCCUAAGCACAUGUCCAGAUCGGCUGUCCAGCUGAUUAAGAAGCUAUGUCGUGAUGUGCCAGCUGAGCGUUUGGGUUAUCAAAAAGGAGGCAUACAGAAUAUUAAAAAACACAAAUGGUUCCUCGGCUUCGAUUGGGACGGUCUCGAGCAGCAACUGCUUAUACCGCCAUUCGUGCGACCCAUCGCUCAUCCAACGGACACAACAUACUUUGAUAAAUUCCCCUGUGAUCCUGAGGAACCGCUAGACGAAUUCUCCGGCUGGGAUGCGGAUUUCUAAAGCACAGCAAGCGGAGCUUCAAGCUUGCUCAAAUUAUUCGUAUUGAUCAUUUUCUUUUCGUGAAAUUUACUUUCAAGUCUUUUUCAUAAAAGCAUUUCUUAAUCGAAUUCGGCUUAAUGGAGACCAACAGCGUACUUCGUAUAAAAUCUUUUCUAAUGUAUUAGUAGUAGUAAGCACUAUACACAGCUAACUUGCGUACAUGGUCAAAAAUGUAGCAAUAAAGCAAUAGCUAUAUUUAGUACACAUACAUGCACAUAUGUGUGUCUAAAAUAUAAAAAUUAAUAUAAACUUUCGUAGCUUUAGUCUUUAACACUACAGUAAUAAUAUUUGCUCAAGUUAUUUAGUAUGAAAAAUUGCAAUGAAAUUGUGUGCCUUGUUCUAUAAGUAAAUGAAAUUUAAUUAAUAGCAUAGUCUUCAAAGAAAUAUAACGCUAUUUUUAACCACACUCUUUGCAAAAUUUUUUAAAUAAUAUAUUUCUGUAUACUAUUGCAUUAUAAAUGUGAUUGUUUGUUAGGAGAGUUCAGCUUACAAAGAUUACUGGAUGCGCCUUGAAACGCAAACAAGUAUUUAGCUUAAAAAAUAACUUUUGUAAUGGAUUAGAUUUUUAGUUUUAAAAGCUUAGUUUAGGCAUCUCAGCACAUUAAAAGCAUUAUGCAAAUAUAUACAUACAUAUAUUAUAUAAUGUAGAAA
Molecule: messenger RNA, 6754 nt
Organism: Bactrocera oleae (olive fruit fly)
Lineage: Eukaryota; Metazoa; Arthropoda; Insecta; Diptera; Tephritidae
Source: RefSeq, a predicted model, not a curated record